AUGUCAUUUCUCAAUGGCACCAGCCUAACACCAGCUUCAUUCAUCAUAAAUGGCAUCCCUGGCCUGGAAGAAGUGCAUUUGUGGCUCUCCUUCCCCCUGUGUACCAUGUACAGCAUUGCCAUUACAGGGAACUUUGGCCUUAUGUACCUCAUCUACUCUGAAGUGACCUUACACAGACCUAUGUACAUCUUCCUGGCCCUUCUCUCCUUCACAGAUGUGCUCAUGUGCACCAGCACUCUCCCCAACACCCUGUGCAUAUUCUGGUUCAACCUCAAGGAGAUUGACUUUAAUGCCUGCCUGGCCCAGAUGUUCUUUGUCCACACCUUCACAGGGAUGGAGUCUGGUGUGCUCAUGCUCAUGGCCCUGGACCGUUAUGUGGCCAUCUGCCAUCCCCUGCGCUAUGCCUCUAUCCUCACUAAUUCAGUCAUUGCUAAGGCUGGCCUCCUCACGUUCCUUAGAGGUGUGAUGCUUGUUAUCCCUUUCACUUUCCUCACCAAGCGCCUGCCAUACUGCAGGGGCAAUGUCAUACCCCACACCUACUGUGACCACAUGUCUGUGGCCAAGAUAUCCUGUGGCAAUGUGAAGGUCAAUGCCAUCUAUGGUCUGAUGGUAGCCCUCCUGAUUGGGGGCUUUGAUAUCCUGUGCAUCACCAUUUCUUACACCAUGAUUCUUCAAGCGGUUGUGAGUCUGUCUUCAGCAGAUGCUGAACAGAAAGCCUUCAGCACCUGCACAGCACAUAUCUGUGCCAUCAUCAUUACCUAUGUCCCAGCCUUCUUCACCUUCUUUACACACCGCUUUGGAGGACACACCAUUCCUCCCCACAUACACAUUAUUAUGGCGAAUCUCUAUCUACUCAUGCCUCCCACGAUGAACCCUAUUGUGUAUGGGGUGAAAACCAAGCAGAUACGAGAAGGUGUAAUUAGGUUCUUGCUUAAGGGAAAGGAUGAUUCUUCUCAUGAAGUUUAA
This is a messenger RNA of Choloepus didactylus (southern two-toed sloth), 966 nucleotides long. Its product is annotated as olfactory receptor 52N1. Gene Ontology annotation, cellular component: membrane. NCBI's taxonomy places the organism in Eukaryota, Metazoa, Chordata, Mammalia, Pilosa, Megalonychidae. The record is from RefSeq and is a predicted model, not a curated record. Gene Ontology annotation, biological process: G protein-coupled receptor signaling pathway. Gene Ontology annotation, molecular function: G protein-coupled receptor activity; olfactory receptor activity. The transcript has a single exon. The coding region runs from base 1 to 966 and encodes 321 amino acids.